Messenger RNA from Triticum turgidum subsp. durum (durum wheat), 330 nucleotides. The record is from the annotation of a GenBank genome assembly. Lineage: Eukaryota; Viridiplantae; Streptophyta; Magnoliopsida; Poales; Poaceae.
AUGCUCACCAGCUGCUCGUCGGCGGCUCCUGAUGCGGCACGCCGGAUGGGGGCGCGGCGGUGCAGGGUAAUUGUUGUUGCGAUGCAGCGCUCAUCACUGGCUGCCAGGGUUGCAAUGGAGCUUCGCCGGAGUUGCUGUGGAGCUUCGUCGGAGCCGGGUGUACCGUUGGAGCUCCGGCGAGGCUGCAAUGGAGCUCGGCCGGAGUUGCAAUGGAGCUUCGCGUGGAGCUAUCGGUGUUGCAUUGGAGCUACGCCGGAGUUGCAAUGGAGCUUGCUGGAGUUACGCCGGAGUUGCAAUGAAGCUUUGCAGGAGCUGUCAGUGCUGCGUUGA